AUGGUCCACGUGGCGUAUAGAAGACAUGGCCCAUACGACGAGAAGUGGUCCACGCAGUGUGCGCAAGAUGACACUGCCCACACAGCGUACGCAAGAAGACGGGAAUGGGAAGAAAAACGGUUCACUUUGCAAACAGACGGAGGCAUGGUUCACGGGGCGUACGGGAGGAGGAGCGGUCUACGUGGCGUACGGGAGGAGGAGCGGUCCACGUGGCGUACGGGAGGAGGUGCGGUCCACGUGGAGUACGGGAGGAGGUGCGGUCCACGUGGAGUACGGGAGGAGGUGCGGUCCACGUGGAGUACGGGAGGAGGUGCGGUCCACGUGGAGUACGGGAGGAGGUGCGGUCCACGUGGAGUACGGGAGGAGGUGCGGUCCACGUGGAGUACGGGAGGAGGUGCGGUCCACGUGGAGUACGGGAGGAGGUGCGGUCCACGUGGAGUACGGGAGGAGGUGCGGUCCACGUGGAGUACGGGAGGAGGUGCGGUCCACGUGGCGUACAGGAGGAGUUCCCUCCUCUGUGCAGGUUUCUAUGGCCGGCCCUGGUCCAUGGAUCAGCGGAGGGUUCUCUUCCAGUGGAUGCAGCAGUGGGGGUUGAACACGUAUCUGUAUGGACCUAAAGACGACCUCAAACACAGACUGCUCUGGAGAGAAGUCUACUCUUCAGACGAAGAAGCCCAGUUGAGGACGCUGAUCGUGGAGGCAGAGCGCAGAGGCCUGACGUUCGUGUACGCCCUGUCUCCGGGACAGGACAUUGUUUUCUCAUCGGCCUGUGACCUGUCCCUACUCCAGAGGAAGCUGCGACAGGUGUCAGAGCUGGGCUGCCGUGCCUUCGCCCUCCUUUUUGACGACAUUGACCACUCCAUGUGCCAGGCGGACAGUCAGGUGUUCUCCUCGUUCGCCCACGCUCAGGUCUCUGUCACCAACCAGAUGUACCAGGCCCUGGGGGAGCCUCCAGUCUUCCUCUUCUGCCCCACAGAAUACUGUGGCUCCCUGUGCUCUCCCAGUGUGUCCAAGUCUCCAUACCUCCAGACUGUGGGAGAGGAGCUGCUGCCCAGCAUCUCCGUCAUCUGGACAGGCAGUAAAGUCAUCUCCAGGAAGCUGACGGUGGACUGUCUGUCUGAGGUGGAGGCCGUCCUACAGCGCCCCCCUCUGGUCUGGGACAACCUCCAUGCCAACGACUACGACUCCAGGAGACUGUUCCUGGGACCUUUUAAAGGCCGUGAUCCAGAGCUCCGCGGCCACCUGAGGGGCCUGCUCCUUAAUCCCAACUGCGAGUUUGAAGCCAACUACAUCCCUCUGCACACACUGGGCAGCUGGUACAGAGCCGGAUGCCCCGACGCCAAAGAGGAGUGGGAGUACUGCCCUGAGCGCGCCCUCACCUCAGCUCUGCAGGGCUGGAUGGAGGAGCUCAACCGUCCCCUCCACACAGGUCGUCAGGGCAGGCACGCAGAGUCGCGCUCUUCCUCCGGUUCCGCGGCGCACCACCAACACGGCCCAGACAGAAGCCAGUGCUCCGGCCUCAGAGGCACCAUACCCCUGCCCGUGUUCCCCCUGGACCCCAGCUCUCCCCCCAGCUCACCCACACAGGCCCGCAGGGAGGCCAGCAGGGAGUCCAGCAGAGACGCUGGAGACGUGAGUCAGAAGAGGAGAGGCAGACAGAGCAGUCCAGGGAGCAGGUCUGAAGCUGGAGGAGGACCAAAAGCCCACAGCCAAAGACGGACUUCCUCUGGGGGCAAAGGAUGUCUGACCGAGUCCCAGGUGCGCUUAUUGGUGGGUCUGCACUACCUUCCCCACGAGCACGGCCCUGCUGCCCAGAAGCUCCUGCAGGACCUCACCUGGCUCAAGGCCAACUGCCACACAGUCAGCGCCAACGGCAAGAAGAGCGCCCCCCAGAAGAUGGAGGAGUGGCGUGGUCGGGCCUGCAGGUUCCUGUCCCUGUGUGAGGACAUCGCUGAUCUCCAUUGCAGCGUGGUGGGAGGGGCUAACCGUGCCGUGCUCUACGACCUGUACCCCUACGUGUGGGACCUCCGCAACACGGCUCUAGUGGCCAAGGCCUUCAUCUGCUGGCUGGAUGGGCGUGUGAUGAGUGACAGCUCGGCCCUGGGCUCCUGGAGGAACUGCUUCCACUGGUGUGGCCAGAGCACAGGCGGAGACCAGACGGGGGUGGAGUCUGAGCCGUGGGUCUUCAAAGGGGGCGUGUCCGGAGAGGUGCAGAUGCUUCUCCCAGUAGGUGGCAGCACUGAGCUCUUCACACACCCUCCUCUGUUCCCCACCUCUCGCUUGUACAACAUCAGGCCCUACCACAGCAAAGACAAGGUGGAGUUGUACCGAAUGGUGCGGCAGCUUCACCUGCGCACCCAGGCCAGUCAGGAGUCCAGCGCUCACCCGGACCUCAUCGGAGACAGGUGUCUGGGAGCGUGCCUGGCUCUGUGCCCUGAGUACAGCUUCAUCCUGGAGGACGAGCUGGGCGUGUGUGGCUGCGUGCUGGGCGUCCUGGAUGUGCGCUCCUUCUCUAAGAGGUGUCAGGCCAGCUGGUAUCCUGCCAUGAGGGACAAGUACCCCCCCAGAGCAGGCUGCCAACUCGCCAACGCACAGGACCUGGUGGAGCGCAUGCAGGAGGACCAGGGGGAGUACCCGGACUCACUGCUCUACCACUUUCCCUCUCAGCUUCGCCUGGAUGCCCUCCCGGAGCUGGUGGACGUGAGCGUGAGCCGCACCCUGCUCACCGCGUUGCUCACUGCCCUCAAAGCAAACGGUUCACAGGGUGUGUUCUGUGAGGUCCAGCCCACUGACCGCCAACGUCUGGAGUUUCUCACCAAACUGGGCUUCCUGGAGAUCCUGAGGGGAGAGGCCCGGAGCAGAGAGGGCGUGGUCAUGGGGCGUCUGCUCUAA
Molecule: messenger RNA, 2892 nt
Organism: Boleophthalmus pectinirostris (great blue-spotted mudskipper)
Lineage: Eukaryota; Metazoa; Chordata; Actinopteri; Gobiiformes; Gobiidae
Product: protein O-GlcNAcase
Exons: 18
Coding region: 1-2892 (963 amino acids)
Biological process (GO): glycoprotein metabolic process
Molecular function (GO): beta-N-acetylglucosaminidase activity
Source: RefSeq, a predicted model, not a curated record